AUUAUUUUCUGAAGCGUGUACGUACAUAUACAUGUAGUAAAUAAAAAGAUGGGGGACUCCUUGGACAUGGAUCAAGACUUUCUGACCAUGUUCAGCUGUAUGGGCACGCAAGAUAAAGAUGUACUCGUCACAGAACUUCAGAGGGUUCUUGAGGUCUCCAGAAACGACUGUAUAUUCUUCCUAGAAAUGAAUAAUUGGAACCUUCAAGCAGCUGUAGGAGCAUAUUGUGAUUUCUGUGGUAAUGGUGGGCCCAGUGUACCCCUUCCGCAAGUGAGCCUAGUUGACGAGACCCCUGUGAGUGUAGUGUCAGCCAACGCUAACUUCACAAAGACAUGGAAACUGAAAAACAGUGGUCAUGAGUGGUGGCCGAUGGGAUUACACUUGACGCUGCAGUCUGGGUGUAUGUUCAGUGCUCCCUCGUCCCUUUCCCUGUCCCCGCUGAGACCAGGGGAGGAGAGAACCAUCUCUGUUGACCUACAAGCACCGUCUGUGCCCGGCAUGUAUCAGGCUCAGUGGAGAGUGUCGACUAGUAAUGGAGGACUCUGUGGAGAAUCGCUAUGGAUUAUUGUGGAGGUGCAGGACAGUAUGGUGAUGGGACUGGCUGAGCAGCUGUCUGGGAUCACCACCAGUGAUGGCGGGGACUUCAUGGAUAGAACAGAGGCCCACCUCACUCCCCCACUACCUUGUACCCCUCAUCCCAGCCCAUUGCAGCCAUGCACACCUCAUCCAAGCCCCUCCUCAAUGCACGGAGAGCUAUAUCAAACAGAUAGUGAACUCAGAACAGACUCAGAUCAAUAUUUUGGCAACUCAUGACCUUGAUCAUUGUAUUGUUUGUUUGUUUCAUUGUUAAUGAA
This is a messenger RNA of Halichondria panicea, 854 nucleotides long. RefSeq names its product protein ILRUN-like. Gene Ontology annotation, molecular function: protein binding. Lineage: Eukaryota; Metazoa; Porifera; Demospongiae; Suberitida; Halichondriidae. The record is from RefSeq and is a predicted model, not a curated record. The transcript has 4 exons. The coding region runs from base 49 to 813 and encodes 254 amino acids.